Molecule: messenger RNA, 6480 nt
Organism: Acanthopagrus latus (yellowfin seabream)
Lineage: Eukaryota; Metazoa; Chordata; Actinopteri; Spariformes; Sparidae
Gene: znf687b
Product: zinc finger protein 687b
Exons: 10
Coding region: 223-4515 (1430 amino acids)
Source: RefSeq, a predicted model, not a curated record
GGGUUGUUAUCGCUGCCAAACCAUGCCUCAGCAAACCGCUCCAGUUUGCUUUUUAAUGGCGAACGCUAGCUAGUUAGCUAAAUGACCCCUCUCUGUCUUGGCUGGAGCUCAGCGGCCAGCUAACCCAGCCUCAGUCGGGAGAGGAAUAUCGCUAGCCGCGAAUAGCCGAGCUCGCUUCUCCCCCACCGGCUGACCAGUUCCUCAAAUGGAGUCAAUCCCGGUAUGGGGGACAUGAAGACCCCAGAUUUCGAUGACCUGUUGGCAGCAUUUGACAUUCCUGACAUUGAUGCCAAAGAGGCCAUCCAGUCUGCCCCAGAUGAGGCAGAGGGACCCCAUGGGGCUGCUGGGGCACCUCUGGGAAAGUCAGAUACCGGGGUGGGUGUUGGGUCAUCCUUGAGACCGCCGAGCCCCCCGGACCCCCAGGCGGACACCUCAAUUGUUAGUGUGAUUGUGAAGAAUAAAGUGCGCCUUGAGACCAACGAUGGAGGCGAUGGGGACACAGAUCAGGACCCUAUUGAUGUGAUCGCAGGGGUGGACGUGGGUCCUAGACUGGGAGCGUGUGCCCCCGGAAUGGCUGAAUCCGAGGCUCUUAACCAUAACGGGUUUGGGGCAUCUGGCGUCUCCACACCCCUUCCCCUCAGUCAGACCCAGUCUAAUGGAGGGCCGUGGUCAAUGAACACCCCUAAAGUGUCCUCGGAAGCAGCUGGUGCGACCAAGUCUCACAAGCAGGGCGGGAACAUUUUCAACAGACUUAAGCCGCUUGUGGCGCAGGGGUCUGGAGAUUCGGUGGGCCGGGCAAGGAAGAUGCAGCUUCUACAGCAGCAGCACCAGCAGCAGCAGGAUACGGGCCAAGAGAGGGCGGAUGGAGUCAAAGCAUCUUUACCGUCGUCCUCUUCUAUGUCGGCCGGGUCGUCUCCUCUGGCUGCAGGGGGAGCCGUCGGACUCGCCUCACCUUUCUUUCCGCCCUCCAAGCCUCUGCUUCCCACCCCACCCUCUGCCCUUUCAUCACACCCGCUGCACUCGUCUCAGCCUUUUAACGGGGCUCCCAAAGGUGGCCCUGCUGGAUUUCAGCACCAGCAGAUGGAGGAGGAUGAUUCUGACCCUGAUCUGGGGAGUCCACUGGUGAUCCAAGAGAACCCGGACUCCCCGACUUGCACUCAGCUGAGCCGACGUUACAAGUCCGACUCCGUCUCGACCCAGCCCACGUCCUCUGCUGCGUCUCACCCUAAGCCGGGAGACACUCCGUCAGGUGCAUCUCUGACUUCGUCAACACCCCAGUCGGGUUCAACUGAGAGUCCCCAGCUGGAGGACAGGCAUCCGGAACAUGUCAUAGAGGAGAGGGACUCGCCCGAGAGUCCUGAACCAGAGAUGCCAAAAUCAGCUGCAGCGAAGAGGUGCUCCAGCCCUGCUGUGGCCUCCACGCCACCGCCUUCUGAACUGCGCGAGCCCAAAGAGGAGGAGGAAGAGAUGGAGGUCGGGAAUGGACUUGAGAGGGUCAAUGACGGCAAAGCUGACAAGGGAGAAAAUGCAAGAGCAAGUGAGGAGAAGAUGGAGGUCGACGACGGCAAGGCUAAACCUCAGUCCACUGACGGAGGAGAGGCAGGUGUUGCUGCUGCACCUGCUGCUUCUGGAGCUCCAUCCCGACCCCUUAAAGUCAGAAUAAAGACAAUAAAAACCUCCACAGGCGGAAUCACCAGAACUGUCACAAGGGUCGCGCCCAAAGGUGGUGCCGCAGGGAAAGGUUUGGACCCUAAAGCUCAAAGCGAACGCAAGGUGUUAGGAAGCAAGGCCCAAAAGCUCGACGCCUCCGGUCACGUGACGACAUCUUCCCAGAAAGUAAGUGCUCUCAAUGCUCUGCCUGUGUCCACACUCGCGGCCAGCACCGUCAUGCUCGCCGCCGCCACGAAGGUUCAAAACAAAAUGGCAGCGUCAGACAAGGCCAAGGUUUCCGCCACUGCCGUGAGCAUCACUAAAUCUGCUGCCCUGCCUGUGACUCCCUCUGUGGCCUCCUCUCCCAAGUUCUCUGUCGCUGCCGGUGGGAUCAGCGUCCGCACCACCACCAAGACGGCUAACGGAGGCAGCGGCACCAUCAUAGGAGGCACACUCCAGCCAAACAAACCCGCCUCCAUCGUCAACAGCACAGGUGCCGUGAUCUCCCGCAGCCAGUCGAGCCUGGUGGAGGCUUUUAACAAAAUCCUGAACAGUAAGAACCUUUUGCCGAGCUACAAGCCCGACCUCUCUGCACCUCCUCCGCCUGAGUGGGGCCUCCCGCUCCCAGCCACGGGGUACCGCUGCCUGGAGUGCGGAGACGCUUUCGCCCUGGAGCGCAGCCUGGCCCGCCACUAUGACCGGCGAUCGCUCCGCAUCGAGGUGACCUGCAACCACUGUGCAAAGAGGCUGGCCUUCUUUAAUAAGUGCAGCCUGCUGCUGCAUGCCAGGGAGCAUAAGGAGCGUGGGCUGGUCAUGCAGUGCUCGCACCUCGUCAUGAGGCCUGUCACUGUGGAGCAGAUGAUUGGACAGCAGGACAUUACACCUAUUGGUGGCCUGCUCUCCCCUUCGUCCUCCUCUCCUCCAGUCUCCUCUCCCUCCACCACGACCGGGGGCUCCGCCGCCUCCGCCAACUCCAGCCCGAUGAAGGACGCUUCGGCUCCGUCGGCGGCUCAGCCUCGACCGGUCCGACGCGCACCUCAGGGCCCCCAGGCGCUGAUGCCCCUGCCUUGCAAGAAGGCCGAGGGGCUGCAGUACAACAACUUCAAAUGUCCAGAGUGCCAAACGCAAUUCUCCGGCAAAGCUGAGCUGGUCACCCACUUCCAGCAGAUCAGAGGCUCUCCCAACUCGACAUGUACACAGUGCUCGCCUCCCAUGAUGCUGCCUAACUCCUGCGCCGUGUCCGCCCACCAGAGGAUUCACAAACACCGAGCGCCUCACGUCUGUCCUGAGUGCGGCGGCAUCGCCAGGCAGGCGAGCUUCCAGACCCACCUGGAGGAGGCCUGUCUGCACUUUGCCAGGCGCAUCGGAUACAGGUGCUCGAGCUGCCAGGUUGUAUUCGGAGGGUUGAACUCCAUCAAAUCCCACAUUCAGACUGCUCACUGCGAGGUCUUCCACAAGUGCCCCAGCUGCCCCAUGGCCUUCAAGUCUUCCCCCAGCGCCCAGAGCCACAUCAGCACCCAGCACCCAGUGCUGACGGGAGGACAGGCCAAAAUGAUCUACAAGUGCGUGAUGUGCGAUACGGUAUUUACCCAGAAGCCCUUGCUGUACAUGCACUUUGACACCCAUUUAGCCAAGCAAAAAGUGCACGUGUUCAAGUGUCCUGACUGCACCAAGCUCUACGCCCAGAAAGGAUCGAUGAUGGAGCACAUCAAGACGGCUCACAGAGGACCGUCAGCCAAACAGACAGAGUCUCAGUCCGACGCCUCUAACGCCGCCUCAGCGCCGGCCAACUCCUCCGGUCCCUCUGGCCUCAAAUCCAAGUCCUCCGGCAAAGCUGACAACUCCGACGGAGAGGACUGGGGGCGGGAGCAAGAGGAGGAGGAGGAAGAAGAGGAAGAGGACGACGACGAUGACGCGGACGAGGACUACGCGGCUCCGGGGGGGAACUCGACCGCUGCGGGGGGCAGCUCUCAGCCCGCCGCCCAGACGGAGUGGACCUGCCCCCAGUGUCAGACCACCUUCACCGACAACGAUGACUAUCUGGGUCAUGUGAAGUUGGAGCACGGCAAGUUCCCCUGUCGUAUUUGUGGAGGCACGUUCAGCACGUCUUCCAGCCUGAGACGUCACGAGCGUGUCAUUCACGAGGGCAACAAAAGAGUCUUCCACUGCCAAUAUUGCACAGAGGGAAAACGCACCUUUGGCAGUCGCUUCUUACUGGAUAAGCACGUUCGGCUCCAUCACAGAACCCCAGACGGACAGGGUCCCCCGAUGACCAGGAAGCGUGCAGCCACAGGAGAAGGACCAGGCAGCUCCUCAGAACAGGACGGCGAGAGCGGGCCUCCUGGGGGCAGGGCGGGAGACGAGGAAGAAAACGCCACCGAGGACGGCGAGGAGGGUGCGGGUCCCGCAAAGAGGACCAGGGGGUCCAUUGCGACAUCAUCGUCGGCGCCCAACGAGCUGGAGGAGGACGAAAAUGUGUUCCGCUGCGUCCCCUGCGGCUUCUCCACCGAGGACGGGGCGGAGUUCCAACGCCACAUCCCCCAGCACCGGGCCGACACCGCCUCCUUUCAGUGCCUGCAGUGCGGCGUCUGCUUCGCGUCAGCCGGCUCUCUCAGCAGGCACCGCUUCAUCACCCACCGCGUGCGGGACACCCAGAGCGACGCCGACCGCGGCACCCCACGUGCCCACGGCUCCCCCGACGGCUCGCCCGCCGGUUCCCCUCAGGCGCUGGGUGAGGACGGAGAGGGGAACCUGGGCUGCAAGGUGUGCGGCCGGCGUUUCGACAAGGCCUCGGACCUCAACACCCACUUCAGGACCCACGGCAUGGCCUUCCUCACCGCACACAAAACAGACAAGCCGCAGUAGAGGCAGGAGGGUGGGGAGCGAGGAGCGGACGGAGGCUGUAGAAAUAUGAAUGUCGAUCCUGAGGUGAAACAGAGCUGCUUCCUGUGCAGGUUUUUAGCCACCACGAACAGUUUUAUGCACCUCUUCUGUGCAAUUGUAAUUGCAUGUUUGAUCACGUUACUGGUCACUUAACUAAAACACAUCUGUGAUAGACUCUUGGGUGGAAAGGCUCUCAAGUAAAGCAUUUAUAUAUCAGCCAUACUGUGUCUACAAAAAAAAAUAUGUCUUGUCCUUCCAUUUCAGUGUCACGCUGCACUGACUGUAGCCACCUGCCUGUUUUAUCAUGUAAAACUUAAUACAAACACCUCCCACUGUACUCCCGACAGCUGUAGUGCCGAUAUUUUUGUACUUCACACCGUUUAUGAUAUUCAUACUUGUUUGCCUCGAGUCCACACUAACUAUCGCGCCGUUGGAUCACUUUUAACAGCCCGCGGCGCCGUCAAAACUGAUCCGAAAAGCCAAGAUCUCAAGACGUCCGACGCAUGAAGGGGGAGUGUUUUUGGAGAAUUUGACACUGAUUUUUAUGUUGCUAUGAUAUUUAUUUAUACGGAGGAAAAAAACUAAAAACACAUUACUACUGUUGGUGUUCGUGCGAGUCGGUUGCGUCGAAUCUAACUCGACAAUAAAAGGGUGCGACGGAGACGCGAGGUGAGAAACUAUAGGAGACGAGGUUACCGGAGGUCUGUAGCCUGUGUAGUGUGAAUAAUGUGUGAUGUUGUUAAUCGUUAAGCUAGAACAAGAGGAGAGGUCAGGCCUCCUGCCCGUAGUAUAUGUGUACGAGUUUUGCCAUGUAAAUACAUAUAAUUACACUAAAAAGAAAGCGUUCUGGUUUUAGUAACUUGCUAUGAUAAUGUGAAUACGUAUAGUAUUUGUACUUGUACUGUUCCCCCUUUUUUUUUUCCCUCUCUUUCCCCUCUCUCCAAGCGAUUUGAAGUCUAAAAGAAAAAAGAAUUCCCCCCUCAGAGGUAGCUAUACAUUGUAAUUACAAAUCAGAGGGUGAGCGCGGGGGUCGUGUUGUCUUAAUGUGUAUGAAUACAAACGUUUAUCUCUUUGAGACGGUUCUUUUUUUAAUCGACAGAAUCAGUGCUUGCUGUAUUCACAUUUCUUUUGUAUGUUUCCAAAAACAGCCUUCACGGCCUACGAGUGGAUUUUUUUUUGUUUCGUUUUGUUUGUAUCUUUUAUAUGUCAUGAUAUCAUAUUUAUAUAGCUCAAUAGUGGAAAAAAAAAUUUCAUGUCAUUUUCUUUUCCAUGGUUGUGGUCUGCUUGCUGAAAUGCCAUACACUUUUGUGCUGUUUCGAAAAUAAAUGUGUAAAAGAAGACGAAUCACUUGUGUAGCAGGUUUAUGCAGAGCUGAUUCUUCCAGCCAUGCUGCCAUCUAGCUCGUCUCUCUCGGCAUGCGUCAACAUCGGUUUGCCGCAACCUCUAGAAUGACACGCCCACUUCGGUUUGUACUUCUGGUCAAGUAAAAAAACCAAAAAACUUCAUCCGUCUUGGAGCCAGCUGUUCGAAUUCAGAACCUAUUUAUUUAUUUAUUUUCUCCGAAUGGUUCCAAACAAGGUCCAGGAACUGGAGCGGAACUGGUUCCGUGUCGGUGGAAAAUGGGCAUCUAUCACAAAACUAAGAUUCUUCUACAUUUAGGGCAUUUAGCAGACGCUUUUGUCCCAAGCGACUUACAAUAAGUACAUUUGUUACAAGAAAGAACCCACAACAUAUCGCCGUUGACAAAGGAAGAAUUAGCGCUGAACACAAAGUCCUGCUAAGGGUGAUGGGAACGUUGUUAGUUUUGCAGGUGUUAGAUCACAAAACAAAUUAUUUGAUGUAUGGAAAGUUUGACCAGAUGAUGGUGCCAAAUGAAAAGUCAUGAGAUUCCAAAAAAGACAUUAGAAUUCAUCCCGAGGGGAACAACUAAGUAAACAAAAAAAAAAA